AUGGCGGACUGGGCGGAGAACAACAUCGCCACUUGGGUGCAGGACUGGGGCCUGCAGCAGUACCAGGACAUCCUAGUCAGGAACUACGAUGACGUGGACCAGAUCUGCAGUCUCCACAAGGACGACCUGAACGUUUUCUUCGACGACAAUGGGGUUGUGGACGAGGCUGAUCAGCUGACCUUCACCCAUGCCAUUCAGGGGCGUCAGGCGCUGACGUAG
Molecule: messenger RNA, 219 nt
Organism: Effrenium voratum
Lineage: Eukaryota; Dinophyceae; Suessiales; Symbiodiniaceae
Source: the annotation of a GenBank genome assembly